AUGGGUCCUUAUUCAUUCGUCAGCCUCACGCCUGCUGAAGUCGAAGAGCGACGACACCAACUUGACCUUGCGGGGUUCCAUGCCUGGCUGACGCCUAUCGUCCUCCUGAUCACCAGUUACAUCUAUCGGCGCUUCCUUCAAACGCAAUCCUACCGAGCUGACGGCACUCAACAGCCCUCAUCCCCUUCAGCUUUACGAACCCUCAUCCGCCGCACAAAAUGGAUCCUGAACAGCACCUACAUCCCCGAAUUCGGGCCCUUGCACACCCAACUCCUCGGCCUGAUCUACUUCGGCUGGCUGCUCUACCUCGUUUUCCGCGCCACGGGAAACGACUAUAUGCACUUGACCAAAUCAUUCGGGCAUGUCGCCGUAUCCCAGCUCCCGCUGCACUAUCUGUUGUCUCUAAAACCGGCAAAUUCGCCCAUCACUCUGGCCACGGGCCUGACGCAUGAACGGCUCAACGCGUUCCAUCGGCUGUUUGGACGGAUCAUCCAUUUCUUACUCGCCGUCCAUGCGGUUCUGUAUAUUCGAUUCUUCGUCAAGCUGGACAUUCUGGCCAAACGCGUGCGAGACCGUGACGUGAGGCUCGGGCUUGCGGCGUUCUGGACGUUCAAUUUCUUGGCGCUGUUGGCGGUCCCCGGUGUGAGGAGACGGGUGUAUCAUUCUGUCUUCUACAGAAGUCAUGUCGUGUUGAGUGCGUUGGCGGUGCCGCUGCUGUUCUUUCACGUUCCGUAUACGAGGGUCUAUCUUGCCCAGGCGGGCGUCUUUUGGGUCUUGGGGGCGCUUGUCCGGCGCGGACGGAGUCAAAGGGUCACUGCGCGCUGUGCAUUGCUGGAUAAGACAAAUCCUAAGGAGGAUGAGCUGGUCAGUGUUCGGUUCAGAGUUGCCCAAGGGAGUCCUCUGGCGCAGGCACAGGCGGGACAGCAUGUUUAUGUUCGUCGUGGGGGAGUGAUGGGGCCGAAGAACCCGUUUACUGUUGCGAAUGUUAGGCCUGUUGAGGAGGGCAUGGACGAGAUGGAUGAGAAGGUGGACAAGAUGGCUGUCAAAGCUGUGCGGAACGAGGUGGAGAUCCAGCUCGUGUUGAGGAAUACCGGCGGCCCGCAGACAUCGUAUCUUGCCGGCGUCGCGAAGAACGCUGGUCACAGCAAGACUAACACGCAUAGAAAUGGCAGGGAAGAAAGCAGAAGCGGGAGCGGGACCGAGACGGAACCCACAACUUCGGGUUCGUCGAUCGUCGGACUCGACAUUGAAGGCCCCUACGGUGAUUCCGGGAUCUACAUUCCCCCACUGCUCGACGAGGCCACCCGGUCUGGCUCCGGUGGUGGGCCUGUCUUGUUGUUUGCAGGCGGUGUCAAGAUGGUGUGGAUGGUCAAGACCCUGUCUGCGGCGCAAUGGGGAAUAUCCAUCUUGGAAACGGCUCGGGCUGAACAGAAGAAUGAUGUGGAUAUCUACGUGACCCGCGACGAGGCAGGCAAGACGGAUCAUAUGGAUGAUGACAAGAACCCGAGGGAGCAUCGGGACAAGGCUCUGGUCACGAAACAGGAUUCUGGGAUCAGAGUCCACGGACUCCGUCACCGUCCGGACCUCGAGUCCAUCAUUGACAUCGCUCUGGCGAACUCAUCGAGUGGAGAGAACGGCGACAACGACAGCGACAAUGUCGUCUCGACUGCGCCACGAAAGAUCCCAGCUGUCCCCAGCCACCGACGGCGUGCGGCGCAGGAUCCCCUAACGGUGUUUCUUUGCGGACCGCCCAGUCUGGCAAGAGACGUGAGACAUGCUCUUGCUAGGUAUGUCGAUGAGGGAAGGGAGGUGAGGGUCUUCGAAGAGGUGUUUGGGUUUGGGGGGAGUUGA
This is a messenger RNA of Capronia coronata CBS 617.96, 1851 nucleotides long. RefSeq lists its product as uncharacterized. The coding region runs from base 1 to 1851 and encodes 616 amino acids. Gene Ontology annotation, cellular component: plasma membrane. Gene Ontology annotation, molecular function: ferric-chelate reductase activity. The transcript is spliced from 2 exons. The record is from RefSeq and is a predicted model, not a curated record. NCBI's taxonomy places the organism in Eukaryota, Fungi, Ascomycota, Eurotiomycetes, Chaetothyriales, Herpotrichiellaceae. Gene Ontology annotation, biological process: iron ion transport; copper ion import; intracellular iron ion homeostasis.